Molecule: messenger RNA, 780 nt
Organism: Linum trigynum
Lineage: Eukaryota; Viridiplantae; Streptophyta; Magnoliopsida; Malpighiales; Linaceae
Source: the annotation of a GenBank genome assembly
AUGCAUCUCCGGGCUCAACCAGAUCGGUCAGAAAUGGCUUCGAUCCGCUGCACCUUCUCCCAGGCUCACCACGAUCGUUCUCCCUUCCAGAAUGGCAACGCCGCCUUCAACUCUACCUCCUCCUCGCUCUCCGUCUCCAGCAAUACUAACAAAAACUCUUCCUCCUUCUCCGCCGCCAUCACCACCACCUCCUCCUACUCCGCUUACCUCGGUUGGCUCCUCGCCACCGCCUUCCCCAACAAACGCAAAGAUUUCCCGUUCGAGAUCAAGCUGCAUCAUGUUAACGUCAGAUUGGACGAAAUUGAUAACAGGAGCAUUAUGCUUGACGAUGAUUCCCCCAUUAAGACGAUCAAUUUGGGCGUUAAUACGCAGGUUUCCAGGGAAAAUCCCUCCCACUUCAAUUUGGUGUCGAGGAAGCAACUCAUCGUUGUCACUUCGACGUAUAAUCGAGCCUCUCAGGGUUAUUUUUUGAGUAGUUUAGGCCAGGUCCUGCAAUUGUUGCAGCCUCCACUACAAUGGAUUGUGGUCGAGAGUGAUGCUGCUUCCAUGGAUACUACGAAGAUUUUGAGGAAAACUAGCUUCAUGUAUAGGCAUUUAGUUUGCACCAAGAACGUGAAGGAUGUCAAGGACAGAGCGGCUAAGAGAAAUCAGUCGAUUUGGCACUUGACCUGUGGCAAUGCUUGCGCAAAGCAAGAACAAAGCAAUCCUAGAAGGCUCAGUGCAAUUAGAUUACUGAAUAAAGGGUUCCAGGAGACCACAUUCAUAGAGCUAAGUGUCUAA